AUGCCCUCAUCAGUUGCCAGCGACGACAUAAUCGACGACGACGGCUUUAUCGUUGACAUUGACGCGAUCCAAGCACAUGGCAUCGGUGCUGUCGAUAUUGCGAAGCUCAAGGCGAACGGCUACUACACAAUUGCUUCCGUGCAUUCAGCUACUCGUCGCAAUUUGCUGAAGAUCAAGGGAUUCAGUGAGAUCAAAGUCGACAAGGUCAAGGAUGCUAUCGGCAAAUGUCAGGUAGAGUACUGCACUCCUUCCGGAGGUGGCUUUCAGACUGCGCAUGAGCUUGGUCAGCAUCGGAAGCGCGUAAUCAAGAUCUCGACUGGCAGCAAGGCACUCGACGCUGUUCUCGGAGGUGGCUUCCAGACGAUGAGUAUCAGCGAAGUCUUUGGCGAGUUUCGUUGCGGAAAGACACAACUUUCGCAUACCAUGUCUGUCAUCACACAGCUACCCAAAGAUAUGGGUGGUGCAGAGGGCAAAGUUGCCUACAUUGGUACCUUUAGACCAGAGAGGAUAGCUCAGAUUGCAGAGCGAUUUGGUGUUGAUCCAGAGACUGCCCAAGACAACAUCACAUACGCUCGCGCAGUCAAUUCAGAGCACCAAAUGGAGCUUCUCAACAAAGUCGCCGAGUUCUUCGUCAGCAAUGAGUACCGGCUCCUGAUCAUCGACAGCAUCAUGGCCCUCUUCCGUGUCGACUAUACUGGCCGUGGCGAGCUCAACGAGCGUCAACAAAAACUCAAUCAGUUCCUCUCAAAACUGACGCACGUUGCUGAAGCAGAAUUCAACGUCGCCGUGCUUCUGACAAAUCAAGUCCAAAGUGAUCCAGGAGCAAGCGCUCUGUUCGCUGGUGCUGAUGGCCGCAAGCCGAUUGGUGGUCACAUUCUCGCCCAUGCUUCUGCUACGAGAAUCCUACUUCGUAAGGGCCGAGGCGAGGAGCGUGUCGCAAAGAUACAGGACUCUCCGGACAUGCCAGAGAAGGAAGCAACGUAUAUCAUCACGAACGGAGGUAUCAACGAUCCGGAGAAGGUAUAA
Pyrenophora tritici-repentis Pt-1C-BFP is the source of this 1026-nucleotide messenger RNA. Lineage: Eukaryota; Fungi; Ascomycota; Dothideomycetes; Pleosporales; Pleosporaceae. The record is from RefSeq and is a predicted model, not a curated record.